CUGCGUUGGAUGUCAAUUUUGAGCCCCCCCCCCUUUCCCAACGGAUCAUUCUGCGAUCGUUUUCACAAAAUGUUAUGCAUUACAACUCUGCGCUGCUGAUGGUUUGAAAAUGGCUGCAUUUAAAGUUUUGCUUUUUUUUUGUUUUUUUUUUCUUCUUGAGCAGGGGAUAUUGAGAGGUUCUAAGCGAGGCCGUCCGUUGGCCAUCACCGAUUCGGCGCGCACCCGUGUGUGCGCUCGGGGACUCAAAAGAGCCGACAAGCUGGGGUACCUCUCCUUCUUCGGCAGACCAUCUGAAGUGAAAAAUGAGUCCAAGUGUGCAUCCAAAGUGGACGACCUGCUGUAUGACAGCUGGGGAGUCAAGCCCUUGUGGGAGACGAAACCGUUUUCCUUAAUGAAGCUUCCAUUCAGCCCCAAAAGUAUGUCUCCCUUCCUCAGUGAAGAAUCGGUGAAAUACCACUACAGCAAGCACCACGCCGCCUACGUCAAGAACUUGAAUAAUUUAGCCGAUCAGCAUGGCGAACUGAGGAACUUGACUUUGGAAGAGGUGAUAGGGAGAUACUCCGGGCCGAUUUAUAACAAUGCAGCCCAGAUUUUUAACCACAACUUCUUUUGGUUGGGACUGAAGGAGCAUGGAGGUGGGAAGCCCUACGGAGAAAUAAAGAACAAAAUCGAAGAGUCCUUUACCACCUUUGAAAACUUUAAGGACGCCUUUUUGAAGGAAGCCUCAGGCCAUUUUGGGAGUGGCUGGAUAUGGCUAAUAAUGAAAGACAAAAAGCUGACCAUCUACCAAGGACACGACGCCGAUAACCCCAUAAGAGGAAACAUUGGCCACCCCAUCCUAACCCUAGACGUUUGGGAGCAUGCCUACUACGUGGAUUACAAGAAUGCCAGAGGGGACUACGUGAAAGAAUGGCUGAACAAAGUUAACUGGGAUUUUGCCAACUACAACUUAUCCGCUUUAAAUUAGCCCAAAGGGAAAAGCGCAAAAAUGUGGAAGCGCCAAAAUGUGGAAACAGCUCUUCACUUUUGUGUCCUCCUUUGGCGCAGAAGGGAAGGGUCCCUAUUUCGUGGCGACUCUUUUCAUCACUUCCCCUUUUUUUUGGAAUAUCCCCAAAUUGUGCGUUUACACGUUCAACACGAUUGUACUUUUAUGCUCAUGUAAGUUUUAAAACUGUGCGAAUUU
This is a messenger RNA of Plasmodium vivax (malaria parasite P. vivax), 1183 nucleotides long. Its product is annotated as superoxide dismutase, putative. The transcript has 9 exons. NCBI's taxonomy places the organism in Eukaryota, Apicomplexa, Aconoidasida, Haemosporida, Plasmodiidae. Gene Ontology annotation, molecular function: metal ion binding; superoxide dismutase activity. Gene Ontology annotation, biological process: superoxide metabolic process. The record is from RefSeq and is a predicted model, not a curated record. The coding region runs from base 110 to 967 and encodes 285 amino acids.